Molecule: messenger RNA, 1353 nt
Organism: Exserohilum turcica Et28A
Lineage: Eukaryota; Fungi; Ascomycota; Dothideomycetes; Pleosporales; Pleosporaceae
Product: glycosyltransferase family 71 protein
Exons: 2
Coding region: 1-1353 (450 amino acids)
Biological process (GO): mannan biosynthetic process
Cellular component (GO): Golgi apparatus
Molecular function (GO): alpha-1,2-mannosyltransferase activity
Source: RefSeq, a predicted model, not a curated record
AUGCUCUUCACUACCUCGCACUCGUCCAUCCCGCGCCUGCUCGUCAUCCCCCUCUUCUUCUGCAUUAGCGGCUUCCUCUUCUUCACAAGCAAAUACUAUGGCUCCGUCGGCAUGCACAUGUCCAUGCUCACAGGCAACAACAUCACCGCCGCCAGUUCCACCUUUGGCGCCCCAGUCAAGCACUUUUGGUCGGAGCUCGCCACGGCCUUGCUCGACGCCCAACCCCAAUGCGAGCCCUUGAAACUCGACGACGAGGGCUUCGAGUCCUUCAUCAACUUUGUCCCGCUCGAGCCCCACAAGAAGCACCCCAAUCGAUUGGUCAACUUCACCGACAACGAGGAGACGGCCUUGUUCAGAGCCCACUAUGCUAUGCGCACCUCGGCCUCGAAUCUCGCGCCCCACGUGCCCUUUACCAAAGACACUACCGGUAUCGUUACCACGGCCAACGCAAAGUACAUGCCCAUCUUGUUGGUGUCACUGCGCAUGCUCCGCCGCACCGGAUGUGACUUGCCCAUGGAAGUCUUCAUUGACGACUGGUCCAAGUACGACGCAACAGUGUGCGACACUGUCCUCCCCUCGCUCAACGCCCGCUGCAUUGUCCUGUCCAACAUCUACGACACUGCCGCCGACGCAAAGGCUCCCGAGCACUACCAGUACAAGGCCUUUGCUAUCCUCUUCUCGUCCUUCCAGCACGUCCUCUUCCUCGACAGCGAUGCCUUUCCCUCGCAGGAUCCCUCCGGACUGUUUAAAACUGCUCCUUACACGACCCACGGCCUCGUCACUUGGCCCGACUUCUGGGCUCAGUCCAUUUCGGAGCACUUUUACCACAUCGCCGCCAUACCCGAAGUCGCAUCUCAGUCGAGGCGCUCAACCGAAAGUGGUCAACUACUAAUCAACAAGGACGUGCACCGCGAGACGAUCCUCAUGAUGCGGACCCCUUUCUUCGACUACAAAUACCUGCCCCCAAUGCGCAACCACAUUCACGACCAGGCAUUCUGGCAAGACGCCGACCUUGAAAACGCCGAUUCAUCCAAGAAGCAACGCAACCGUGCUCUCAAAAUCCCCACCAAGCCCCGUCCCCUCUUCAUCCACCAAAACACAUUGAAGCUGGAUCCCGCAACCGUCAUAGGCGACAGCAAGCUGUACGAGGCCGACGGCUCUCCGCAUAGAAUGUGGGGCAAGAAAGAAAACAUGGAAAAGGACAUUGGCUACGACAUUGAGCAACGAGUCUGGGAAGUCGUCAUCGAAGAGGGAUGCAGAGAGAACCCCGACGGCGAAACUUGCAAGAAAAUUAGAGCCUGGUACUACGACGUCUUUGGCCGCAUCAACACAUCGGAUAUGCCGCUCGCAUGA